UGUUCCCACAUCAUGUGAUGUACAACAGCCAAGCGAGGAUCAGUGUGUGGAAUAAAAGGUAUUCCUAAAUGUGUUUAUAAUCCUUCAGGUAGAUCGGUUUGUCGGUCGUGAAAUUUAACAAAACAUGGUGACCAAAUUAAGGCACUUUCUGGGGUUUUCGUUGCCAUUUAUGUUCAUCAUCUUACCUCUUAACUCUUGGCUAACUAUGUGAGCUCAUGCUAGCUCGAUAGUACCAACAUUCACCCAGGCUGAAGCUGGGGCGCAGCAGCGGAGCCUCUAGCCGACGGUCAUUUCCGACAGCUCCGUAUGGAUUUGACGUCGGCAUACAUUGUUGCUUGAUGUUUUACAAAAGGUCGAUUACCAGUGAUUUCGAAGAUGGGGGACCCUUGUGACCUUAAGCACUUCGUAAAGUGUGCCGACACAUUGGAGGGCUCAUUUCUCUGAUUUGGAUUAUUCUUGGCCAGCAGCCUCUUCAGACCUACUAAUCCUAGACGAGUUUUUCAAUGGACACUCUGCUCACGUCCGAGAUCAGAGAGGAAGGGAGUAGUGGCUCGGUGAAGGUGGAGGGCCUAUCUAAGGCAGCUCUAAUCAAAAGCCUGUCUCCCAGAGUCAUGCUAUCCAACCAUCUUUUGCCUAAAGGGACCAAGAUGAAGGUCAACCUAGAGGAUCAGGGUCGUCAGAAAGUGUCCUUUAGCUUCGCACAGACCAAGAAGCCCCUGCAGAGCGUGUUCUUUGUCCCUGCCAGUCCUGAUAAGUCUGUUGCUGAGCCUAUUGCUGCCUUGUCACAGUCAACCUCAGACAUAGAAGGGCAGAAAACAGACAGCAAAACGGAGCAAAACCAGACACCCACGGUGCAAACACCAGUGGCAGAGACACCUUCUCAAACACCAGUCUCUUCAGCCACCAAACUGAAAACCGUCUUAGCAAAGAUGCAUUUCAAGAAGCAAAUUCUAAGUGUCUCUGUGACUGAAGAGAGAUCAACAUCUGUUGUGCCAGAGGAGCCGCACUCUCCGGAGUUGCAGGUUUUACAGAAAACAAGUGCAGCAGAAUUUCCAACACCCCCGCCUCAGAAUGUUGUCAUUGUCUGCCCCUCUGAUAAUUCCCACAUUGAAGCCCCUGAGACAAAGGUAACCCUUAGCCUCAAGAAGCCAACUGCUUCCUCAGGAAAAGAUGAGAGUUCCAGCAGUGCUGAGCAGGAUAAUAAUGUAGACAAAAGGAAAACCAGGUCCCAGUCUGAUAGUGCUCCCCCCGGCUCAGAAUCUGAUGGAGAUCUAGGCCAGAUGUCUUCUAUUCACAAAUCAAUUGACUCCAGAAAUAAGACAAACUCUGACAGCAGAAACAAAGAGGUAAAAAAGUCUUCCUCUGGUUCACAUGUGGAGGAAAAGGAAAAAACUUCCUCUAAGCGUUCAGAGAAUAAGGAAAGAUCUUCUAGUUACUCCAAACCAGACCGUGAUUCUAGACACACAUCCUUACGCUCAUCUCGAUCGGACAAAGAUCGCAGAAGGUCCAGAUCUAGAUCACGGUCUAGAUCAAGAGGCUCUCGAACAAGUUCAUCUCACUCCAGAUCAGAAAGAUCCCGAGGUGACAGAGGAUCGCGCUCCGAAAGGUCUUACUAUCAUGAUUCUGAUCGGAGAUCACACCGGAGUUCUCCACGCAGAGAGAGAAGACGUUCUCGCUCUCGCACUGAUAGAACUCGGGACAGUUCUGACUCUGAGGAUGACCAUAGGAAGACCAGGACAAGAACAAUUGACUCCAGUAGAUCAUCUGCCCAUUUAGGUUCACAUAAAGAGUCAAAAUCAUCUUCCUACUCAAAGUCUGAGAAAUCGCCUCACUCUUCAGAGAUGGAUAAAAGAACACAAUCGUCAAAGUCUGAAAGAACUUCAAAGCGACUGUUAGACUCUGAUUCCCUGCGCAAAUGUUCUCCUGAUCUGGACUCAAGUUACCGUAAAUCUAGCAGCCAUUACAAGUCAGAGACCACCAGCAAAUCCUCUUUUUCCAGUAUGCACACCAACCCUCAAAGAUAUGAAAAACGUCAAAAAAGCAGCUCUAGUGACUCCGAGGCAGAUCAUAAGGGAAAAUCACAGGCCUCUGACAAAAGCUCUGGCUCCGAGGAGAACUGUAAAAACUCUAUAAAGAAAUCCAGUAGACCAGACUCAAAGCAGAUGAUCCCUUCUAGAUCUUCUGUGAAAACCAGCGGAUAUGAUAGACAAUCAAAUGACGUAUUUCACAGCCCUGGAAAAGCACCAUCAUGUGCAAACACCAUAGAAUCGUAUUCUCAGAGUGAAAAUGAAAAAUCUGAUUCCCAACAAGGUGGAAAUGAACAUAAAAGUAUGGACUUUAAAGACAUGGUCUCAUGCACUAAUAAGAGUUUGCAAGAAGUGUCAUUCAGGAGGUCAAAGGAAACCAAAUCAGAUCUUGAAUUUGAGACCUCAACUACAACCUCAAGUGAAAGCCUAAAGCAUGUAAAUGCUGCCCUGGAAAACUUGACCAAUGCAAAGAACAGCCUUUCUUCUAAUUUUCAACCACACGUGAAAUCAAAUACAGAUGUUUUAAAUUCAUGCAGUAGUAAUGAUAGUAUAAUGUGCGGCCAGGACAAGAAAGAUGUUGACUGUUUACCUGGAAAAAAAUCCUUACUUGAUACAGCAGAGAUACCUAUCCCCCAUGAUGUUGAGCAAAACACUAAACCAGAGAUGGUUAAGGUUUUGACAGUUGAAACGUUGUCUGGCACAAAAUCUGAUUCAUCCUGUCUUGAAUUUGAGGAUCAGCUGACAAGUGAGCAGCAAAUUAUGGAUACUGUUAGAAAGAGCAGCAGUACUACUAAAAAGUCUCGAUGGGAUAUCGUUGGGCAAGACACCUCAGAGAGUGAUAAUUCACAGAGGACACUUUCUGCAGAGAGUAAGCUUACUGUUAAAAAAGUGAUCUCUGUCAAAAAAAUUGAGUUUUCUAAAGACAGUUGCCAACAAGACUCUGACAUUAAAGAUAUUUUACAGCAAGAAACUGAAACACAUUCCACACUGGUGAAGCAGACUGAUAUCCCUACACAGGAAGUCGGCUCAGACGGCACAUCCCUGACCUAUAAAUACAAAGACCAAAGUGAGCCUUCACAAGGCACCAGCAUUGACCACUGUGACUUAAAACUAAAUGUUUUUCAACAAAACAACACAGAUGAGCCUCUGCGUGGAAAUGAUUCAUCAGAGGUUGACAAAGCUGCAAAGAUGCAGAGUUGGAAUGGCGAUGAUCAUGAAGAAAAAUCCAAGGGCAGCAUUAACAAGAGCAAAUUGAGUAAGAGAACAUUACAUCAGGAUGCAUUAGGAGGACAGAGUGAGGUUAGUGAUAGUGACAAUUCGGAGUAUGACUCUGAUUGUGGCGAGGCUAUAAAACGAUUGCACUCCGUGGUGGUGGUGCCAAAGAAUUCUUCCCUAACAAUGGAUACACAGGACACAGGAGCUUCCCCAUGCAGGCUAAUGAAUAGUUCAGAAAUACAGAAUGUGAAUAUCAUUGUCCCACAACAAAGGCACGGGAGUCCUUCCACAUUCUUGGAGACCACUGGUCCUUGUGCUGGUAUUAAUGAUUUAUCCCAUAUCAGCGUGUUGUGUCAAUCCCAGAGUAAUAUGAUUGAUAGCACCAGUCACUUGGAGGGUUCCAGCUCCAUCCGUGCACAGCCUUACAUGGCUGGUCAUCUCGGCACCCAUGGAAGUGCCACAGAUCCUGCCAACAGCCUUGAUAAUUCCCGACAGUGUGCGCAAGUGCACAAACCGCAUAAUGUAAGUAACAGAAGUGAAAUCAUCUACUCCCAUUACCAACAUAAUGAUUUCUCCAAUGCUGACAAUAGCAAUGACAAAAAUAGAUUGAGCCUGGGUUGGGAUUUUUCGCAAUUGGAACAACCCAGUAGUACAUACCAGCAGCCUGAUAGCAGUCACGGGCCACAUCUACCAAACACUAAACUGAUUGAAACCUCUCAUAAGGAACAGGAGCACAGGCAGAGUAAUGCCACCUGGAACCACCAAUCCCCAAACACACAAACUAGCAGACCACCUUACCUUCAUGUGCAUGAACAUUAUCAAGAUUUUGCAGGGGAAAUUCAUCCUGACUCCCUAACUAAUGACCACGAUGACUACAGUGGGGAUAAACUAUCUGAUCCCAGUAAAACAGCAGCAGUUGAAUGCAGUGGACCUAAUACUCCUGGGUCAUCAAGCUUUGUACAAGGGCAUGAAAUAAGCAGCAACAGCAGGGGCUCUGCUGUGCCGGACCCACCUAGAGAAGACAAUUUCAGACCCCAUAGAGGCCGGGGCCCUCCCAAGAAAAGGCGGCCAGAGAUUGAGUCAGAUUCAGACAAUGAGGCCGAAGCCGGGCCUGCAGGCAAGAGGGAGCGUCAAGGAGAUGCUGACGUGUCUAAGGAAACUCAUGUCCAAGCCGUGGUGCAACGUCCGUUACUCAAUCUGCGAGAAUUUCAAGACGCUAAUAAAUGGAAAGAGUUUGCCAGGUCUAAGAAGAUGCCCCCUUACUUUGACUUGAUUGAGGAGAACCUAUACCUGACUGAGAGAAAAAAGAGCAAAUCUCAUCGAGAUAUCAAAAGAAUGCAAUGUGAGUGCCCAGUGCUGCCCAGAGAAGAGCGUGCAAGAGGAGUAUUAGCAUGCGGGGAAGACUGUUUAAACCGGCUGCUGAUGAUUGAGUGCUCCUCGCGGUGCCUGAAUGGAGCCUACUGCUCUAAUCGACGCUUUCAGAUGAAACAACAUGCAGACUUCGAGGUUAUCCUCACAGAAGACAAGGGCUGGGGCCUACGGGCAGCUAGAGACUUGGCCCCAAACACUUUUGUACUGGAAUACUGCGGAGAGGUAUUGGACCACAAGGAGUUCAAAACAAGGGUGAAAGAAUAUGCUCGCAAUAAGAACAUCCACUACUACUUCAUGUCUCUAAGGAAUAAUGAGAUCAUUGAUGCAACGCUGAAGGGUAAUUGCUCUCGGUUUAUGAACCAUAGUUGCGAGCCCAACUGUGAGACCCAAAAGUGGACUGUCAAUGGCCAGCUUAGAGUUGGAUUCUUCACCUCCAAGGUGGUCCCUGCAGGAACUGAACUGACGUUUGAUUACCAGUUCCAGAGAUAUGGCAAAGAAGCACAGAAAUGCUUCUGUGGAGCCCCUAGCUGCAGAGGCUUCCUGGGUGGGGAGAACAGAGUUAGUGUUCGGGCAGCUGGAGGGAAGAUGAAGAAAGACCGCAGUCGAAAGAGUGCUCUCACCACGGUUGAUGAGGAGCUUGAGGCAUUACUGGAGAAUGGAGAAGGCCUGUAUGAUGAGAAACAGGUGGUGUCUCUCUGCAGACUAAUGGUCCGAGUGGAAACCAUGGAACAGAAACUCACCUGUCUCAAGCUCAUACAAGAUACUCAAAAUCCAUCAUGCCUAAAGCAGUUCCUGGACCAUCAUGGAUUGUCUUUGCUGUGGAUCUUCAUGGUGGAGCUUUCUGAAGCUAAAGGCAACAGUGCCAAUAACAUCAAGCUGCAGUUAGAGAUUAUGAAGACCUUGGCUGUGCUGCCUAUCUCUACUAAGAACAUGUUGGAGGAGAGCAGAGUCCUUACCUUCAUCCAGCGAUGGGCCCAGACAAAAACUCUUCCUCACCCUGCUGAGAUGGACGGCUACUCUAGUGAGAACACCUCCCGUGCUCAAACACCCCUCAACACUCCUGAUGGGUCUUCCACCAAACUGGGACCAGAAUUGGAUGGUGACACCUCCAAACCUGCUGUGUACCGUCGCCUGAAAAUCAUCAGUGAAAACAGUCUAGACAGCGCACUCUCGGACGCUAGCAAAGCAUCUGAUGGGAAGGAGGAAGAGGAGGACGAUGAUGAUGAGGAAGAAGAAGAAUCCUCGCAUGCAGGACUUCCUGAUGGCAAACAGUUGAAGGAAGAGCCUGUGUGUGAAGCUGCAGAUGCAACGAAAGGAACAAUGGAAGAGUCACAUAGAGAGGAGGGUCAGGUCAAAGGGGAGGAAGAGGAAGAGACUAGGAUGAGUUCAAGCAGUCAACACCAACCUCAAACUGAGGAGGUAAAAGAAAAAAUGGAUUUGGAAAAGGCGAUGGAGAUGAAAGAGGACACAAAUGAGGUUCAUACGGAUAAACUUGAGGAGCCUAAAGAGCCUUGUCAAGAGCAGGAGAGUGGGGAGGAGCAGACCAUUCAGGCUGACACAGAAAAGGCUGAACUAGAAGGAGACCAGCCCAGCGUUAAAGUUCUCGAGUCAGAGAUUCAGUCCAUCCAAACAGAUGUUGCUGAUCUUCCACCUGAGCUGCCUUUAGAAAAUAAAGAGGCCCAGGCAGAGACACAAGAGGCUGAGAAACCUCCUCCUGGCAGUGAGGCGCCACCUGAUGAAUCUACUACUGAUGCUGCCCAAAGCUCUGACAACCCUGAGGCCAGUAUGCCCUCUGAGGUCAUAGUGACACCCAUGGACCAAUCAGUGAUAGGAACUCCCUCUCAGGAUGAAGAGGAAGGUGUCUCAGAUGUGGAGAGUGAGAGGAGUCAGGAGCCCCCACUCAAUGCUUUGGACAUUAGUGGCAUGGCUGCCAGGCUUCUGGAUAGCUGGAAGGAUCUGAAGGAGGUAUACAGAAUACCAAAGAAGAGUCAGGUGGAAAAGGAAGCAAAUGAUCGCAGCCGAGAUCGAGACACAGCUUUGACGCCACGCACCACUUCUGGUAGCCGAGAGCGUGAAAGGGAGCGGGAGAGGGAACGUGACAGAGACCGGGAUUAUGACAGGGAUCGAGACUGGGAGAGGGAGAGGGACAGAGACCGCGACAGAGACCGCGACAGAGACCGAGAAAGAGACCGCGAUAGAGACCGCGAUAGAGACCGCGACAGAGACCGCGAUCGAGUCUCUGACAAAACUCCACAACGCAGCACGGAGAGACGGAGGAGACGCUCCACUUCACCACCUUCAUCCUACGAGAGGAGCAGCCGACGCACAGAGGAACGGUUUGACUCCUCUAACAGCAGCAAAACACGGGGAGUUGGUGGAAAGGAUCGCAACAAGUUGUCAACGGAGGAGCGACGAAAGCUGUUUGAGCAGGAGGUUGCCCAGCGGGAAGCCCAGAAACAACAACAACAACAACAACAACAACAGCUGCAGCAGCAGCAGCAGCAGCAGCAGCUUCAAACUAUGGCUUAUGAUCCUGCUCUAGCCUAUGCCUCCAGCCCUGGCUUCAUCACCUACCCUCCGGGAUAUCCCAUUCAGACCUUUGUGGAUCCCACCAACCCCAAUGUAGGCAAAGUACUGCUACCUACCCCUCCGGUUGAGCCCACCCUGAACUAUGAAGAGACACCUCCCCUGCGUCUUAUCUCAGACCUGGGACUGUCCUCUCCAUCCCCCACUUCCCAGGCCACUCCAGUCUCUAAUCUAUCUCAGCACAUCACCACAACCGACCUCGCCACUGGCAAUCCCCAACAGUAUGCCCAGCCAACUGUAGCAACUCAGGACACAGGCGUAGCGGUCCUCUCUGUACCCGCCCAGGCGGCCCCUCAGGUACACGGCCAGCAGAGCUACACUACUCUCUGGGAUCCCACUACUCAGCAGGCAGUGACUGUGCAGACUCAGCCUGGACAGCAGUACGCAACAGCUCCAGCACAGGCUCAGACACAGACAGCCAUCUAUUACCAGGGUCAACCAUGCCAAACCAUCUACAGCAUCCCUACCGCCUACCCACAGGCCAACACUCCCAUCAUACAGGCGUACACUGAACCCACAGCCAGCUACCUGCACGGCCAGCCUGUGUAUCCUGGCCAUCAGCAGGGAGUGGUGGUGCAGCAGGGAGGCACAGUCACCACCAUUGUCACAUCCCAAACUGUCCAACAGGAAAUGAUUGUACCCAACAAUGUGAUAGACCUGCCUCCUCCCUCUCCCCCCAAACCCAAAACUAUCGUCCUACCUCCCAACUGGAAAGUGGCCCGGGACCCUGAAGGCAAGAUCUACUACUACCAUAUUGUCACAAGGCAAACACAGUGGGACCCUCCAACCUGGGAUGGAUGUAGUGACAACACUAGUGUGGACCAUGAAUCUGAGAUGGACCUUGGAACACCCACCUAUGAUGAGAAUCCUUCCAAGUUCUCCACAAAGACAGCUGAAGCAGACACUUCCAGUGAGCUGGCUAAAAAGAGUAAAGAGACCUUUCGCAAAGAGAUGUCCCAGUUCAUAGUGCAAUGUUUAAAUCCUUUUCGGAAGCCAGACUGCAAACUCGGACGUAUCAGCAACACAGAAGAUUUCAAACACCUGGCUAGAAAGCUAACUCAUGGAGUUAUGAAUAAGGAGUUGAAAGCUUGCACUAAUCCAGAGGACCUUGAGUGUAACGAGAAUGUGAAGCACAAGACAAAGGAGUACAUCAAGAAGUACAUGCAAAGAUUUGGAACUGUGUACAGGCCCAAGGAGGACACAGAGGUGUGCUAGCCUAAAAGCCCAGAUGUCACACUUGUCCGGCGCAAACACAGGAGAAGCACAGCUUUGUCUUUCCACUCACUCCUUGUACGCAUGUACGUACCCACCAGCCUGAGCAGCGUAGUAGUUUCUUACACGUAUUUAUGACUAAAAAUUGGACUGCUGCCCAAGAAGCUCUCCAGGCCACGUGGAUCGCAGAGGAGCUCCGUUGAAACUGACAGAGAUUUGAGUGUCGCAGAAUGACCCAAAUACUCCGGGUGCAGUGUUCUCGAAGGAUGACACUGCAGGGUGCUACAGAGACUGUUUUCACUGACUGUUUGUUUGAUUUUAAGCAUUUUUUUCCCUCCAUUUUCUGGCUCUUAAAUGUUCCCGAGAUGAUCACCUCAAUUCCACUUUUUAAACCCUUCUAACCCUGAAUGUGGAUUCCUCUACAGAAUCAGCUUUGGUAUCAUAUUUAUCAGAAUUGCUUUGUUACUUUUCACUGUUUAAAAAUGGAUCAAUGACAGAACAGUCCAGUGCUUUUUCCCCUCCCACUUUUGAUUUUUUUUUUUUUUCUCGUGCACGCUUCAACCCCCAGCCACUGACUGUAUCUGGUGCUGCUUUUAACUGGGCUGUGGAGGUCCAAGCUUCCACUCCUCAAACCCUGCCUUCUUAACCACAAGACUUUGGAGCCUCUGUUGUUUUAUGAAUGCAUGAUGUAGGCUGAGGUCAGAGUGGUAUCCUUAAUGGAAAUUCCUAUGUUUUCCAUGUCUCCUGUGUCAAGUAAUAUGCCCACACUGGGAUGAGCUUUUACUUACAGUACACUUGGGAAUCAGCCAAUAACCAGCAGGUUGGCUAGGUGAUCAAUAUGUCUUUUAUGAAUUUGCGUGUAAUACCGGGAGCAGGGUUUGAAUGCUGUUAGAUGUUCUGUUUUGCCAUUUCCUGUCCAACUCUCUCCUCUCCCAACUUGUUCUGCCCUGUUUCCUCUACUUACAGGAAUAAUGCUAAAAAUGAAGGUUGUAGCAUUGCAGUUUUAACAGUUUCUAAACAUCUUGUAUGUUCUGGUUCUUUCUAUCUGGUCCUAGUUAGACAACACUUUGAUAGGUCUUGCUCCACACACUGUCGCUCAUUAAUUUCAGAGAUUUUUACGGUUGUCAACGUUAGUUUCAUAAGCAUUAGGUCACUGGUUUGUUGCAGCCUAUUAAAUUGCAUUAAACAAAGUUCCAACAUAUGUACAUUGCUUUAUAUGUGAAUAUAUUGAAUAACUAGUUUUUGGGAAUGUUUAAAUAAGCAGACACUUUGUAUAAGGACUAUCAUUUCAUGAUUGAAAGUGUAAAUGAAUUGUAAAAUUACCAAAACUGUAUGCAGGAGAGUGGGGCCAGGGAGCCCAUCCUCACGAGCUCAGCCCUCCUGAUGCAGUUCCCACAUCAGUCUGUCAAACUUAGGACCCCGCUGACUCACAUCCUUUUAUUUCAGUGGUGGGGAAGAUUCCUUCCUUUUUUUUUGUUUAUUAUUUUUCUAUGUACAAAGUAUGUUCCACCCUACUCUAUUGUAAGUAUUGUGUAAGCACAUUGUCAUACUGAGUGUACAAACAUUUGAAAAGAUAAUAAACCUUUUUGUAAAAUGAUAUCCAUUUCCCUGCUUUGCAGUUGGAUCGGGUUCACUUGGGUCUCAGUUAAAUAGACUCCAACAGAUCUAAGCAAAUGUGUGUGACCUCUUGACAUGAUUGACUGCUGAGUGCACACCCAAUCCCAUUUUAGAUUGGUUCCCUCUUCUAAGAUGGGGAGCACAUGGCAUGAAUGCCAGUACAGCGCAUACGCACAGUGUUGAGCCAGAUGUUUGGCCCCAGUAAAGAACAUCAAAGUGAUCGACUGCCUUCAUUCAAGACGUUUAGUGUGCUCUCAAUGUGGAGACCUGUGACGAGUGCAGAGAGGCACUGCUGUGCUUCUCUCUCUUCUAUCCCAACCCCCUCCCAGUGUAUGCACAUUCCGCUGCCCCAUGCCUCUGUGCUCCAGACCACAGUUAAGCAGUCCCGUCUGGAGUUUGUGACGGCAUGUAACGCUGCCCUAGGCUGUACAAGAUGCCUGCUCCCACUUAGAACUGAAUGCAAAGAGAUCAUUAACAGAUUUAAGUGCAGAGCAAAGGGGGGAGCAGGUUUGGGAUCAGAUUGCGCCUCAGAGAGAAACCUUCCAGAAUGUUUUAAAUAAAGUUUUUAUUUUCA
Etheostoma cragini (Arkansas darter) is the source of this 10602-nucleotide messenger RNA. It is a transcript of the gene setd2, whose product is annotated as SET domain containing 2, histone lysine methyltransferase. Gene Ontology annotation, molecular function: protein binding; histone H3K36 methyltransferase activity. Gene Ontology annotation, biological process: regulation of DNA-templated transcription. The transcript has 22 exons. Gene Ontology annotation, cellular component: nucleus; chromosome. Bases 504 to 8414 code for a protein of 2636 amino acids. The record is from RefSeq and is a predicted model, not a curated record. NCBI's taxonomy places the organism in Eukaryota, Metazoa, Chordata, Actinopteri, Perciformes, Percidae.